GUUCACUGUUCGCGUUCACGAUCCUUUACCAGCGUAGAGUAGCCUUUUCAUCCAAAGGAACACGGAUGGUUGAAUUGGCCCCGACCUCGUUUUACUAUCGGCGGACUCGACGGAUAUGCUCUGCUUUCGGGCUUUCAGACGAUGCAAGCUUCUGCAGGGGAUUGUCUGAGCUGUUAGAUUCGGCCUGGUGCAAGGGAUGUUACGGUAUUCACGAGUUUUCACUUGCGUUCGCAAGUGAAUAUUAUCUGGCGCCACAAUCGGUUUAAAGCAGACGGCUUUUUCCUGACGUGCCGCCUGUCAACGUGGAAAAUGGCGUCUGCUUCGGUUCCAUUACUGAUGGAUGAUGAUACGAUCGCGUUUGGCGAGGAGGAUGAAGCUGUUCAACGUGGGGAUAAGCUAAAGCAUCCAUAUGUGACAAUGUUUCAUUUGGUAUUCCGAGUGACAGCAAUCGUUGUUUACAUGCUCUGUGGAUGGUUCUCAGAUAGCUUUAUAGCAAGCUUCGUUACUGUAGUACUCCUUUUAUCCAUGGAUUUUUGGACAGUAAAAAACAUCACUGGUAGAUUGAUGGUUGGACUAAGAUGGUGGAACUAUGUAGAUGAUAACGGCAAGAGCCAUUGGGUCUUUGAAUCAAGAAAGGGUGCCCAACAGAAUCGCAUAAACGCAGCUGAAGCCCGUAUUUUUUGGUUAGCACUGAUAUUGUGCCCAUUGUUAUGGGCCGUAUUCUUUAUUAUCGCUCUUUUUGGAUUAAAAUUCAAGUGGCUUCUUCUGGUUUGUAUUGCCAUCAUUUUAAAUGGUGCCAAUCUCUAUGGCUAUGUCAAAUGCAAGAUGGGCAAUAAUCAGAAUAUAUCGACAGCCACAAGCGACUUUUUCCGAAAACAAGUAAUACAAAACGUGGCGUCGAUGAUGACGAAGAGUCCUCCCACCACAAAUCCCACCAAUCAGGCAACAAAUAUAAUUUAAUUUUUUAUGUGAAUCAAUGUGAUGUUACUUUAAACCCACAUGAUCCUUCCACAUUUGUGUUUCAAUCGUUGUACAUAAUAUUUGUAAAGAAUGACAUGUGAAAGAGGAAAAAAGAAUGAAAGAGUGUAAUAAAAAGAAAA
Cephus cinctus (wheat stem sawfly) is the source of this 1100-nucleotide messenger RNA. RefSeq lists its product as uncharacterized. Gene Ontology annotation, cellular component: Golgi membrane. The record is from RefSeq and is a predicted model, not a curated record. The transcript is spliced from 6 exons. Gene Ontology annotation, biological process: vesicle-mediated transport; protein secretion. Bases 310 to 960 code for a protein of 216 amino acids. NCBI's taxonomy places the organism in Eukaryota, Metazoa, Arthropoda, Insecta, Hymenoptera, Cephidae.